AAAGCAAGAUGGCGACCGAAAAGGCGCGAAGAGACCGCUGGGGUAUUUGGCGCCAGAUCGCGUUCGGGUUCAUCGUCGGCGCCUCCAAGUUCGAAGUCGGGAUGGUGAUCGGCUGGUCGGCCAUCUUGCCCAAAAUGCAAGUCGACAACAGCACGGGUUUCGUUGUCGGGGAGAGUGACGUCACUUGGCUGGUGGCGUCGCCCAGCAUCGCAGGCCUGGUGGUGACGCUGUUCACGGGUCCGCUGAUGGAGGCCACAGGUCCCUCUCGCCUGCUCUUCCUCAUGUACCUCCCCAUGGCCCUCCUGUGGCUCCUGCAGGCUUUCACGCCCUACCUCUCCGUCCUGUACCUGGCCCGGUACUUGGCCAGCGGGAUCUACAUGGUUCUUGGGCCUCUGCCGGCGACGCUGAUCUCCGAACUCAGCGAGCCCAGGCUUCGGGGCUUCCUGUUGGGGUUCGAGGAGGUGCUGGUGGCGCUCGGGCAGAUGGCGGCGUACGUGAUGGCCGACCUGCUGCCCUGGGCGCUCGCGACGGCACUCUGCGCGGCGCCCUUCUUCGUGCUGUACGGCUGCGCUUAUUUCCUGCCGGAGCUGAGGCAGUUCGCCCACGCCCACCACUACCGGCCCGUGGUCCUUCUGGCGGCCGUGUUCACCCUGCGGGAGCUCGGCGGCCAGUACGUGUUGUUCGCGUAUACGGUGUACUUGUUCCGUCAGGCGGGCGUGCACCUCGACGCCUUCCUCUGCACGAUCCUGGUGGGCGUGAUGCGCGUGGUCUUCACCUCCCUCGGCUGCGGCGUCGUGGAUCGCGUGGGGCGGCGGCCGCUCAUCGUCACGACGUCCCUGGUGUGUGGCAUCGCUGAGGCCGUCGGGGCUCUAUUCCUGCUGGUGGACGUCCCCGGGGCCUCGUGGGUGCCCCUGGCCGCCGUCCUGCUCUUCGUCGCGUCCUACGGCUUCGGCCUCGGACCCAUCCCGUGGGCGCUGCUCGGGGAGCUCCUGCCCACGCCCAUCCGCUUCAUCGGCAGCUCCAUCUGCAUCUUCAGCUUCAGCCUGACGCAGUUCGUGGUCAGCUACCUGUUCCCGCUGCUGAUGGACCGCGCGGGCGUCGGGGUGGCCCUCCUGGUCUUCGCUGUGGCCCACGGCGUCCUCGGCCUCGUCCUCUGGGCCUUCCUCCCGGAGACGCGAGGCCGGACCCUCAGCGACCUCCAGGACUGCUUCUCCCCCGUCAGGAGGGCGACGGAGCCGGUGCAGUUGCAGAACUAUAAAAAGGCCAUCAACAGUUGAUGGAUUCUACUAAUAAUUUCCAUACAUGUGUUCGUGAAAAAAAAUGUUGUAAGAUGUAGUUUAUUUAACAAAGAUUAGCUUUUUUUUUUU
Molecule: messenger RNA, 1367 nt
Organism: Penaeus indicus
Lineage: Eukaryota; Metazoa; Arthropoda; Malacostraca; Decapoda; Penaeidae
Product: facilitated trehalose transporter Tret1-like
Exons: 4
Coding region: 9-1277 (422 amino acids)
Biological process (GO): transmembrane transport
Cellular component (GO): membrane
Molecular function (GO): transmembrane transporter activity
Source: RefSeq, a predicted model, not a curated record